This is a messenger RNA of Parathielavia appendiculata, 746 nucleotides long. RefSeq lists its product as uncharacterized. The record is from RefSeq and is a predicted model, not a curated record. Bases 74 to 541 code for a protein of 155 amino acids. Lineage: Eukaryota; Fungi; Ascomycota; Sordariomycetes; Sordariales; Chaetomiaceae. The transcript has a single exon.
GGCCGCCUCGGGCGUCACCAACACGAUCGACGCCCACUCGUGCGGCCUUCGUCCGCUCCACUCCACGCACUCGAUGCCCAUCGCGUCGCACCGGUCCUUGAUGUCGCCGCGCAACGACACCAACGGCACCACCACGACCGUCAACCCACCCGCCGCCGCCGCGCACGCCGCCGGCAACAUGAACAACAUGCUCUUCCCGCCGCCCGUGCCCAUCACCACCACCACCGGGCUCUCCUGUCACAUGAUCGCCUGCAACGCGGCCUCCUGUACCCCACGGAACCGCGCCUCUGGCCCCAACAUCCGCCCCAACUCCGCUCCAAUAUCCACCUGCCGCAUCUUCUUCCACCGCCGGUCCUCCUCCGCUGCCGCCUGCCGCGUAACGUCGGCUAAUCGGGACGGUCUCGCCUCGCCGCUGCCACCUUCCCUCUCCCGCACGACGGAAUCGAACAUGCAAAACGCGUGCCACUCGCGGCUAACCCGCUGGAACCCGAUUCGCCGGGCCUCGGUGCUGAACAACGACUCGGCCGUCGACCGCCCGUAAACUCGCUUCCAUGCUCGUGGCAAACCGCCGUACGGAACGCGGGCAAUGGUGUGAAUAUCUCGCUGAGCGUUACCAUGGUUCACCGCUCGCUCGCUCUCGUAUACUUUUUUAUCUUCUUAUAUUAGAUCAAUAUCCGGCUGAUCGCUCCUACCUUGCUGGUACUUCUACUGCGGCUUACCUAACCUAACCCAUCACCUCGUAAAAC